AUGGUGACAAGAAAGAAUAGAGGGAAACGUGUUAUUGUCCCAUGUGAAGAUGACAAUCCAGACUUAUGCUUUGAUGAUAAUGAAGCAGAUCAAGGAGAAGAAGAGGGGCAGGAGAGUGGGACUAACAAUGAAGCGGGUCUCAAUGACCCUCUGAAAAUAAAGGAGGUAAAGUAUUUUUUGGUUGUUAACAAGUUGAAUAUAUUUGCUUUAACUGAAACUAGAGUGAAGUUAGCUAAUAAAGAUAGGAUGAGAAAGAAGUUUGGAGGUAGUUGGCAAUGGGGGGAUAAUUAUAGUCAUAGUUCUAAGGGCAGAAUAUGGCUUGCAUGGAAACAUGCUCUGAUUCAGGUGGAGAUUCUGUUUACUACUGAACAGGUUAUUCAUGCUUUGAUUACUGAUAAGAAUAGUCAGUAUAAAAUGUUGUUCACUGCUAUUUAUGGAUUACAUAAUAUUGAAGACAGUAAACCUCUAUGGACUACCCUUCAGAACAUUACACAUAAUCUGGAGUGGAUUAUCAUGGGGGAUUUUAACUCGGUGCUAGAAAGUGAUGAUAGAAUUAAUGGCAAUCUAGUGACUAAUGCUGAAACUGAAGAUUUCAGACAUAUGCUGGAUAAUACGGAUUUGAUGGUUGUGAAAGGUAUAGGGGGUACCUAUACUUGGUCUAAUAAGAGAGAAGGGGUGGAUAGAAUUUUCAGCCGUAUUGAUAGAUGUCUUUGUAAUGCCAAAUGGUUUGCCCAUCACACUCACACAAUAACUCAUUAUGCUAAUGUGAGUGAGAAGAUUGGAGAAUAUAGAGAUCAGCUUGAUAGAAUUCAAACACAAAUCAGUAGUGAUCAUUUCAAUGCAGAGUUGCAUAGACAGGAGCAACAAUGUAUUGUUUCCCUUAAAAAAUGGCUUCAUGUUGAAGAGAGCAUAUAUAAACAGAAGUCUCAGAUUCAGUGGCUUCAAGAAGGUGACUCUAAUAGCAAAGUCUUCUAUGCUGCUAUGAAGGAAAGACAAGCAAGGAAUUCCAUUGAUGUUUUAUACACAAGCACAGGGCAGAAGCUUGAUAAAAAUUGCUGA
Messenger RNA from Beta vulgaris subsp. vulgaris (sugar beet), 1059 nucleotides. RefSeq lists its product as uncharacterized. The record is from RefSeq and is a predicted model, not a curated record. The transcript is spliced from 3 exons. Lineage: Eukaryota; Viridiplantae; Streptophyta; Magnoliopsida; Caryophyllales; Amaranthaceae. The coding region runs from base 1 to 1059 and encodes 352 amino acids. Gene Ontology annotation, molecular function: catalytic activity.